AUCUCGCGUUGCUGGCCUUUUCUCUCUACCUCCCCUCCUCCUUCCUCCUUCCUCCACUCCCUUGCCCACUCUAUCUCAUUUCUCUAUCACUCUCUCAUUUCUGAGCGUGUAAGAGACUCGGCGACUGUAUCUCCUCCCGAACCAAACUCGAAGCGCUGCAGUCUUUGAAAAACAGAGGCGAUACACUCCCUGCUCCACAACAUGGCUACUAUCGUUACCUCAACCCGGUUUACUGACGAAUACCAGCUGUACGAAGAACUCGGGAAGGGCGCAUUCUCCGUGGUUCGCAGAUGUGUGAAGAAAUCCACCGGCCAGGAAUAUGCAGCAAAGAUUAUCAACACUAAAAAACUUUCGGCAAGAGAUCACCAGAAGCUGGAUCGAGAGGCGCGAAUCUGCCGUCUCCUGAAGCACCCCAACAUUGUGCGACUCCACGACAGCAUCUCUGAAGAGGGAUUUCAUUACCUCCUCUUUGACCUUGUGACUGGGGGCGAGCUGUUUGAAGAUAUCGUUGCCAGGGAGUACUACAGCGAGGCGGAUGCAAGCCAGUGUAUUAACCAGAUCCUGGAGAGUGUCAAUCACAUCCACCAGCAUGACAUCGUGCACAGGGACCUUAAGCCUGAGAACCUGCUCCUGGCCAGCAAGAUGAAGGGGGCGGCGGUGAAGCUUGCUGAUUUCGGACUGGCCAUCGAGGUGCAGGGAGAGCAGCAGGCCUGGUUUGGUUUCGCAGGCACCCCUGGCUACCUCUCCCCUGAGGUCCUUCGGAAGGACCCCUACGGCAAGCCAGUGGAUAUCUGGGCGUGCGGUGUGGUCCUCUACAUUCUGCUGGUGGGCUAUCCUCCCUUCUGGGAUGAAGAUCAGCAUAAACUGUACCAGCAGAUCAAGGCAGGAGCCUAUGAUUUCCCCUCGCCAGAGUGGGACACAGUGACGCCUGAGGCCAAGAACCUCAUCAACCAGAUGCUGACCAUCAACCCAGCCAAAAGGAUCACUGCUGACCAGGCCCUGAAGCACCCCUGGGUCUGCCAACGCUCCACCGUGGCCUCCAUGAUGCACCGCCAGGAGACUGUAGAGUGUCUGCGCAAGUUCAACGCACGGAGGAAACUCAAGGGAGCGAUCCUUACCACCAUGCUGGUCUCAAGAAACUUUUCAGUUGGCAGGCAGAGUACCAGCCCUGCCGCCGCCACCACCAGCACUGCGGCGCUGGCAGAGCAAGCUGCAAAAAGCUUACUAAACAAAAAGUCAGACGGCGUGAAGAAAAGGAAGUCCAGCUCCAGUGUUUAUUUAAUGCCACAGACAAACAACACUAAAAACAGUACAGUAAGCAGCAGCAAAGACAGCAGCAUUUCAUCUUCAGCACCAAUGGAACCACAGACCACUGUUGUGCACAACCCUCCUGACGGCAUCAAGGGAUCCACGGAGAGCUGCAACACAACAGAAGAGGAAGACAUGAAAGUGUCUGUCUGUGGCACUAGCAACGACAGUGCGGUGGUGAGCCAGAGCAGUGCCGUGACUGAGGACCUGACAGUGCAGGUGGGAUCCCCUCAGUCUCCGCCAGCCACUGGCCUGCUGCAUGAAGUAAAACGCAUUGCUUGGAACAGUUCAGGACAGGUCUCUGAUUUAGAGCAUGCUCAUGCCAUAGCGUCCUCCUUCUCCAGGCCCCUAGGUGGCAGCACCAUGCAGCUGUUUCGCAAGCAGGAGAUAAUCAAGAUCACAGAGCAGCUGAUUGAAGCGGUCAACAAUGGAGACUUUGAGGCCUACACGAGAAUCUGUGACCCUGGGCUGACUUCGUUCGAACCUGAGGCACUUGGAAACCUGGUGGAGGGGAUGGAUUUCCACAAGUUCUACUUCGAAAACUUGUUGAGUAAGAACAGCAAGCCGGUCCACACCACCAUCCUGAACCCUCACGUUCACCUGAUUGGGGAGGAUGCAGCCUGCAUUGCGUAUAUCCGGCUGACUCAGUACAUCGACACCCAGGGCCGGCCACGCAGCAGCCAGUCCGAGGAGACACGCGUGUGGCACCGUCGCGACGCCAAGUGGCUGAACGUGCACUUCCACUGCUCUGGGGCCCCUGCCGCUCCACUACAGUGAACACUGUGAGCACGGCUCGCUUGGAUUCCAAAGCUGAAUGGAGCGUUUCUUCUCCGUGGUCGGAUUGGCGCCGGAGAGCCCGGAUGGAGGAGACCUCUCGAAGUUUAAAAAAAAAUUACAAAAAACAACAAACAAGUCCAACCCUAGCUAGACGUUCCGAGCGCGCCCGCCACCGCGGCCCCGCUCUCGGGAUGGUGCAUGCUUCUGACGCCUACGCGGCGGCUGCUGUUUUCUUGUCGUUUUCCAUGGAUCCAUCUUUUUUUGCCCGUUUAUGCUGUCCAGAAGGUGUUUUAAACAAAAAAAAAUACAAAAAAAAAAAUUAUAUAGAAAAAAAAAAAAAUACAAAAAAGAUACGUUUUAAAAAAAAUCAUUUUAUUUUUACGUGAAAUAAGUCAACAGAGCAAGAAGGGAAGUGAGGAUUGAACUAGAAUGAAUAUAUAUAUAUAUACACACACACACACACAUUUUAAAGCACCAAAGUGUAGACUUCCGGCAUAAAUGAAAUUGUUUUCGCGUUGGUUUUGUUUUUUGGGGGUGGAAGUGGGGCUGGGUGGAAGGGCAUGGAUUUUUGUAUUUUGUUGUGUUCUUGUGGAACUCUUGAUUUUUACUCUCAGUGAAGCGAAGUUUACGAGAACCUGUAUUUUGAAAAGUAUUUUGUUUUUUUAAAGUGAAUGCAGUAAAUAGGGGGUUGUUUGUUUUUGUUUCUUUACAGUGAGUUUCGUGGCAGGGGUUCAGUGUGUGCUUCCUCACCCCCCCAAAAACCAGGCCCCUUUGGCUGCUUGCUCUGCUAGAAUUUGAAAUAAGUUCAAAUAAUGCACAAACAAGGUGUCUCCAGCUGUCUGUGCAGGAGAGACUGGCUCUCUGUUUUCAUCUGCACCUCUGGCUUCACAAACAUUACAAUCGCUUUUUUUUUAUCUGAAGUUGUGGAACACGCACAGUAAAUGUCAGUAUUCAAUAAUCAAAAGUAGUACAUCACACCAGUUUCAGAGGACAGGCCUCCAAGAGAGAGGCAGUACUCAGAUAAUUAGGUGAAGUUAAACACUGCGAGGUGUAUUUUCAUCUCUUUGUCUCCACGACAUUUAUGCCAUGCCCCACCUGUUCUAUUCACCAGCCUCCAAUGCAGAAGGGCAGCUGAACUUAGUGGGGUCACAGUCCACAAUAUGGGAGAGUGAGAUUUAGAACAGCUCCAACCACUGGGUCUGUCGCCCUCUGUCCCUCCCCACCCCUCCUUCGUGGGCCACACAGAAUCAUGAACUCUGCACUUGCACUAUAACCAUAAGAUCAUACUGCUUUCCUCCCUGUCCCUCGGCGUGAACAACCGGGCUGCACUGCCCUGAGAACGUUGAGACUGGUCUGAUGUGCCAUUCUGAAUAUUAAAACCUGGCUUUCACAACCUCAGUUCAGUACGUUCUGUUCUCACAGGCCUGCACUGCACGUUAAGGAAAAGCAGGGCUCCACCUGUAUUGCACAGCCAGUUCCAGUCCAUGCCC
Polyodon spathula (Mississippi paddlefish) is the source of this 3575-nucleotide messenger RNA. Its product is annotated as calcium/calmodulin-dependent protein kinase type II subunit gamma. Gene Ontology annotation, molecular function: ATP binding; calcium/calmodulin-dependent protein kinase activity; calmodulin binding. The transcript has 24 exons. Gene Ontology annotation, cellular component: neuron projection; cytoplasm. The record is from RefSeq and is a predicted model, not a curated record. Gene Ontology annotation, biological process: protein phosphorylation. The coding region runs from base 202 to 2085 and encodes 627 amino acids. Lineage: Eukaryota; Metazoa; Chordata; Actinopteri; Acipenseriformes; Polyodontidae.